UUCAGUGGUUAUGUACUCAUACUACUCAGUAUGUAGCAACAAAUUGAACAAAUUAUCACUUGACUUGACAUUUGCGUACCUCUCCGUGAUUUGUGAAGUGUGAUAUUUUAGCCAUGUACAGCCUACAAGGCGUCAAAACUAAUAACCACUUCAUGUAUAAUAGUAUCUACUAUCAAAUUAUACGCUUUAUAUGAAAUUGAUACAAUCAAGUAUUUAUUGUUUGCCGCCUGCCGGCUGGUGUACUUACCAAUUGGUGUUGUGGUGCUCCUACGAGUCCUACGUAUAGCUGUGUUCUUAUAACUUUACAAGUUACAAUCAUUGAAUCAUACAACGUACUUCAUUCGGCCGUUCAGCAUUAGCUGCGGCCUGCAUGUUGCAUAGGUAUAUUAUUAUAAAUUGAAGUAGUACUUAUUCGUCUAAGAUGAGUCGUGGAGGGAAAUCGAAAAAUGCAUACCUGCCUGGAGAUUUGGUGGCAUUGGGUUCGAAAAAUAGUCGAGUCGAACCAAAUCCACAAGAGAAACGUGGUAGUAAUAUUUUAUUACAUAGAAAGUUAAUGGAAUCAACUUUGUCUGAUAGAAAACGAACUGGACCUCCUAUAGCUGCUAUUCCUAGUAAAAAACCUAAACAUGCAGGUUCUAGUCAUAGUUCAUUUGCUUGGGAACAGAUGUGUAUUGAGGUCGAUUCCAUUGACUUAAUUGAAUCAUUAAAUUAUUCAAUCCAAAAUCAAGAAAAUCUUAAAGCUGUUGGAUUACUUUUUGGAGCUUUUAAAAUUAUGCAUACCCAGCGAUUAAAACCAGAAUUAUUUUGGAGUUUAUUAAUUGCUGCUCGUCAAUUUCCUACAUUAUUUCAUAAUGAAGAAAUUAUAAAUGCUUUGUGCUCCAUCCUUACAUGUCACUCAGUUGCUUCAACUAAACAGCGUCAAUAUAACAUAGUAGCUGCAGUUACUUCUGUUAAUUUACUAAUGGCAUCACACGAUAAAUUGGUUCUUUGGCCAGAAGCAUUUGUUAAAGUUUUUGUUGAAGAUUCAAUGGGAGAACGUCUGUGGGUAGAUAAUGAAGAAUGUCGUUAUUUUGUUGAAAACUUGAAAAUUAGUUUAAAUACACGUACUUCGCCUUUUAUUCCUUUGGAUUUUUUGGAUACUAUGAGUACAACCGAAACAGCGUUAUUGUUACCAGAUUCUAAUGAAGUUUCAAUUAUGUCAAGAUAUGGGGCAAAUCAAACAGUUAUUGAAAAUAUAAUUUUAGAUGUUGCCAAAGAAUAUUUAAUCAGAAGACAAUCAACUGAAGGAAUAUCCAGGAAUUUGUUAAAAUUAUUAUCUGUUGCUGCUGGAAUUUUGGAGAUUCGGGUUAUGGUUGCUGGAAAAUUGGAAGUUUGGUUACAAAAUGCUAAGCUUGUACGACCAGCCCAAGAAUUACUUUUAGCAGUUUGUGUUAACUGUACAUCACGCACUCAAAGAGAUUUUGAUGUUAUUUCAACUAUUGUCAAAAUGAGAUUAAAAACAAAAGCUAUGGGUAACUUUUAUGUAUCAUGUAUCAAAGAGUUGAUUACAGCAAAUCCAAAUAAUUUGCCAGUUAUAUUAAAAAAUGUAGUUUAUAAUGAAAUGUCUACUUCACGGAAUACAAAUAAUAUGGCAAUUUUUCAAGUUAUUUUUAAAGCUGAACCAGAUUCAAGUGCAAUACUUUUAGCUGAUAUUUUUCAGGAAUUAUUAAUAUUACGAGAUGAUUAUUUGAGACCAUUACGUGGACUUCUAAGAGAAAUAUCUCGCCAAGUUCGAACUGAUUUCAACUUUUUAACCUUUUCUCAAGGUCUUUUAAAUGCCAAAGAGCCAAUAAAUCAAUCUCCUGAAGUUAAGGAUAGAGUUUUUGCUGGAAUUAUAGAUCUCUUAACGUUGUGUAUUUUUCUAACUGUGUACCCAUAUAUGCGUUCAGAACGAAAAGAUGUUGUACAGUUUGAAAAAAUGCAAAACAUUAUAGCAAAAAUUCAACAGGAUGGUGUUGUAUGGCUUCAAGGUAUUGCUUUAAGUGCUUAUCGGCCUGCCCCUACUGACUAUGUUCAUGCAUUACACAAAAUACUAUUAAUGGAAGCACCUGAACAGUAUUACAAAUUAGAAAGUUGGCCUCCUGAGCAAGAUAGAACAACAAUAUUUAGAAUUGCUACAGAAGUACCAUUGUUACAAGGUACAGUUUUAACAAUACUUAUGAUGGGAUUGUCAAAAGAACAUCCUUUGAAUUCGCCAGACGCCUUGGAAUUGAUGGAUCAAUUAGUAAAACGUGCUGCUUCACUACAAGUGUAUCAAAAUUCUAAUAUUAUUAGAGCUGACAAAUACGAAUUAUUUGAAAUGUUAUUGGAUUUAUGUGAAUAUCAUCAUCCUGAUAAAAUAGAGUUACCAUUGGGAUAUACACCUCCACAAUUAGCCAUAUCAAAUUUGUAUUGGAAAACAUGGCUGAUAAUGUUAAUAUAUUGUGCUCAUAUACCAUUAGUUUUUGGAACUCUAGCUUGCCGAAAAUAUCCAAUGUUAAGAAUGUUUAUAGAGAUGUGUAUCACAAAUAAUUUUUCUUUUCCUCCAUUCCUGGAAGAUCUUCAGUUGCAAUCACUUGAAAAACAAAAAAUACUUGAAUUUGAAUCAUAUUUGGCUGCAGCUUCUACAAAAGUUACAAUUACUGAACAAACAAGCUUACUGUUAAGUCAACUUAUGGGCAUGGACCCAAAAGGUCCACCUAGGCGUCCACCAUCAUCUAUUUUAGAACAAUUAAGAGUCAUGAAUACUAACUUACGUAUUGGCCAUUUGCUGUGCCGAUCAAGAGACCCAGAUUUUCUUUUGGACAUCAUUCAACGCCAGGGAACUUCACAAUCAAUGCCUUGGCUGGCUGAUUUAGUAAAUUCAUCUGAAGGAUCAUUAAAUCAUUUACCUGUUCAGUGUUUAUGUGAGUUUUUAUUGAGUCCAAGUUGUCGACAACAAGGUAAAUUUAAUCAAUUACUAAAUCAUCUGAAAAAGCUUUUAAUGCAUCCAGAAACUGAUCCAAUAAUAAGUUGUGAAGUUUUGGAGUAUUUUUUGAGACGCUUAAGUUCUCCAACUAGUAGACAACACGCUAUUUUAGGUUUAAAAUUACUAUUAAAUGCAACUGACGAUAAAGUUAUUGACAUUGAUAAAGUAAUUGAAUCAAAAACUGAUGUUUCGUGGUUAUUAACCAGUCUACCACAACUUCCGAAUUUUCCUGCUUUUAAGUCCCAGAUUGUUAUUGCUCUGAGACAAGCUUGUCAAGUAGAAAAUGACCCUCAUUUAAUAACAGCUUAUUUGACGUUUCUGGCUGAACGGACAUCUGAUGUGGACAAGGCAGAUAGUUUAACUAAUGAGCAGCUUACUGACAUGGUACUUGAUAUGGCACAGUUAAUUGUCGAACGAAGUACAGUUAUGGCUGCAGUUCUACCUGUGUCAACAGAUACAGUUACUGUGUUCAAUAUUGCCUUAAAUUCUUUAGUUAAUAUAUUUUACACAUUUCUAAACAGGGCUAGAGAACCUUGUCGUCAAAAUCAUCCUUGGUCAGAGAAUCAAGAUCAAAUUCUCGUAACAUGGCCAGGUGGUCAGGAAUGUACUUUGCACAUUUUGGUUGUACAUGCUAUGAUUAUAUUGUUAACUUAUGGCCCUCAGUGUAUUCACGAUCCAUUGAAAUUUGAUCAUUUGUUAGAAGCUUGGUUUCCAAUAGAUAGAAAACAAAUGCCUAAAGCUUAUUUAGUUGAUACAUCAGAAGAAGCAUUACUAAUACCUGAUUGGCUUAAGCUGCGUAUGAUUAGGUCUAGAGUUCCUAGGCUUGUAGAAGAAGCAUUGACUGACCUUGAACCACCUCAAUUAAUAUUAUUUAUUCAAUCAUUUGGGAUACCAGUUGCAUCAAUGAGCAAACUAUUGGAAAUAUUGGACAAAGCUGUAUGUCACGAUCCAGAAGCCAUUAAAGCUGCUGUUAUGGAUAAAGCUUAUAUGGUUCAACUAGUUCAAGUACAGCAAAGACGUGGAGCACAAGGAGGUCAAAUAUUCUCAUCAGUAUUAACAUUAAAUGAAGAAUCAACAAUGAUGGAAGUAGAAGAAAAAGUACAAUUGACUAAUAAAAAAAAGUUAUCAAUAAAAGACAACUCAAUUAAUGUAUUAGAAAAGAGUAAAAAUAUAAAUGUUGAUUUAAUCAUUUCAAAUCUUUUUACUUCUAAGAUGGAGGGUGAAGAAUUUUUAUUUUUGUUACAAUCACUAUCACAAGAUUCAAAAUCAUUAGCUCAAAAUUGUAUGAUUGCAUUGUUCAAAAAUAUGUUAAGAAGUAAAGUGUAUCAGCGUUCUGUUGUGGCUAAUGAAAAUAUAACUUGCCAUUUACUUAAAGUGUUAAUGACAAAAUGUGGCUACAACAAAAUAUUAAUGUCUAUUGUUAAAUUGAUACUUGUUCAAUUGAAUGUGAAGAAAAAACAAAAUAAUUUGCGUAUGAUUAUAACAAAUUAUAAAAACAAAUAUGAAAAAACUAAAAAACCACCUCAAAAACGUAAGAAAACAAAUGAAUCAGAGUUGAUGGAAGUUGAUAAUUCAAUUAAAGGACAAAAACGUUCACUUUUUGUAGAUCUACCAAAAGAAAUUGAAUUAAAAAUAUCUGAUUUAACAAUUGAUCAACAGGUUAAUAUGUUGUUUUCAAAGACAACUUGUGAGAAAUGGAAUUCUGUAAGAAAAUGCAGACCAUACUUAUUAACUUUGCUCAAUCACCAUAUGAAUUGGUCGUCGUUGGAAUGUGUCUUAGAUAUUUUAUUGCAGUUAAAUAAUGUUGAAAAAUUUGAACCUUCAUCAGUUCUUGACUUAAUAACAGCUAUUACGACAAAUCCAAAAUUAUGGCAAGGUAGAGAAAUGAAUGCUUCUAAAAGUAGAUCAAAUGAAGGAUUGAUGUUAUUGAACCAUGAUCAGCUCACAGCAUUGUUAUUGUAUAUGAUUGAAGAAUGUAAAGUAAAAAAUGAAGAUCCAAGUAUAACUUGGACAGAGUUAUCUGCAUUCAUGCUAACCAAAUUAUCAGUGAUAUUAAAAAACUGUUUGGCCAAAAAUAACUGUGUCCAAAUCUUCCACAAUAUUUAUUUAAAAUAUAUUAAUAGUUCAAACAUUGCAGUGUUUAAACAGAUUUUAAGUCUUGUGUACACUAAUGACCCAAACAUCAUUAGUAAAUUACAAUAUUAUGAUAUGGAUAGCUUUUUGGAUCCAGUAAUUAUAAAAGAAAGUGAAGGAUGUGCUUUGGAUUCAAUUUCACACACUGUUGUGUCAUCAAUCGUAUCCACUAAAAUUAAAAGGGACAAAGAAUUGAAUAAAAAAAUAUAUGACUAUGAAAUACUAGCUAAGCGAUUAUGUACAACUCAUCCUCUUCUGUUCCUAAGGGUAUUUGAGCUAUUAUCAGCCCCAUUGCGUCGAUGUUGUUAUCUUGAGUUUAGAGCAAUGAAAUCUGGCCAUCUUUUAUUGCUCAAUAAUAUUCUUGAUUUAUUAGAAAGUUUAGAGCCCACAGUAUAUUUUUCAUUUUACACAGACGCUCUUCACAAACUUUUGGGAAUUUUCCUGACCAUAAUCAGUAAUAAUUUAAACGUAAGUGCUGCUAGAAAAGAAUUUAAUACACUUUUAACAAAAUUUGGUAACCGAGUACACAGCUAUAUCGCUGCAAAUUCACAAGACGCUAUGAUUUUUAUUAAAUCAAAUAUUAUGUGGUUCGGCAAUAUCAUUGAAAGAUACAAAACUAUUGGAAACCUGAAUUUACUAAUUAGUCAAAAUGACCAAGUUAUUGUAUUGCAGCCACCAAAUGAAACAUCAAACGAUUUGCCAUAUGACCAUUUCUUUAGUUGUUUUAAAGACUCUGAUUCUGCAAAUAAUUUAUUAUCUGACAUGGAACGUUCUGCAUACCGUAGUAAUAGAGCAUUGGAGCCAUUUUUAAAUAAAGUCACUUCAUUGAUCAGGAAUCCUAGUUCACAUUUACGUUUACCAUCUCUUGGAUUAUUAUUGCAUUAUUUACAGUUUAACAAUAGUAACUUGUCUACAAAUUCUGUGUUGGUACCAGCGAUACUGAGUGCACUAUUGUCUGAUGAUGAUGAAGUUUCUAGCACAAUAAGAAACCAUAUUGAUUCUUUGUCAAUGUCUAGAGAAAUGGCAUUGUCUUUGCUACUGGAAACAUUCAAAGUCGGUAUAUACAAAAGUUUGAACACAACUCCAAUGAUUACAAAAACAAUUUCUACAAUGAAUCUUCAGUCUGGGUGUUGAAUUUAUGUAUGUAAUUGUAUUAUGUGCUUAAGUUUUAACCGAGUUUUCUUGGUGUAUAUUUUUUUAUGUGUGAUAAUACAAAAACGUUUAGCUACCAAUAUAAAAAGUACUGAUUUUGUGUAAUUUUUUUAAAAAGAGAAUAAAAAUAAUUUUAAAUGACAUUCAAUAAGAUUAGAGUAAAAAAUUGGUAGGAUUUUUUUCUAGGAAAGGAUUUAAGUAUUAAAUCUCAAUCAUAAAUAGUUUAAAACAAUUAAGGAAAGAAAAAAAAUAGUUAAAAAUUAAUAUUUGUAUUAUUUUAUUACUUUUAAUAUUUAUUUAUAUUGAAGCUUAAUAAUGUAUAAUCAUAAUUAAUUAAUUUUUAAUUAUACAAUCAGUUGUUGUAUUACAAAAAUUAAGUUACCUACUGUGAAAAGGUAGUUUUUUCCUGUUAUUUUAUAUACUUAUAAUAGUAAGAUUAUACACAAUAUUAUGUUAUGUUACAUUUUUAAUUAUAUUUCUUUGAUGGCAGAUGUAUGUGUAUGGGGUAUGUGUGACAGAUAACCUCUAUUUAUUGUAAUCAUAAAUAACAGGUGUUUUGAUAUUGGUAUGUUUGUACUCUUAAAUAAAAGUGUAAAAUAGUAUGUA
Rhopalosiphum padi (bird cherry-oat aphid) is the source of this 6877-nucleotide messenger RNA. It is a transcript of the gene IntS1, whose product is annotated as integrator complex subunit 1. The record is from RefSeq and is a predicted model, not a curated record. Gene Ontology annotation, biological process: U2 snRNA 3'-end processing. Lineage: Eukaryota; Metazoa; Arthropoda; Insecta; Hemiptera; Aphididae. Gene Ontology annotation, cellular component: integrator complex. The coding region runs from base 422 to 6253 and encodes 1943 amino acids. The transcript is spliced from 29 exons.